AUGGCUCAAGCGACAGCACAGUGGGCUCAACAGAUGGAAUCUUCAGGGCAUGACAGCAUGUCACUGGUGGAACCAAGGACUCGGGCAUGCUGUGGAGGAUUAGCAGAGAUGGGUGCAUCUGUGCAUACGUGCUCUAGAAACGAAGUUGAGCUUAAUGAUGCAUCGGGAAUGGGAAAUGAAAGUUUCCAAAUCCAUUAUGUCUCAGAUGUAAUUCAGCAAAUAGUUCAAAAUUUUCAUUAUCUUAUAUUUGCUAUGCAACUCCAGGUUCACAAUGUUGGGACAAGCAGAGUAAAGCCGAUUAUAGAGCAAAAUGCUGAAGAUUUUUCAGUGUCAUGA
Messenger RNA from Pistacia vera, 336 nucleotides. RefSeq names its product tropinone reductase homolog At5g06060-like. The transcript is spliced from 3 exons. NCBI's taxonomy places the organism in Eukaryota, Viridiplantae, Streptophyta, Magnoliopsida, Sapindales, Anacardiaceae. The record is from RefSeq and is a predicted model, not a curated record. Bases 1 to 336 code for a protein of 111 amino acids.